UCUGGUCCUUCUCUCAUCUUGUAGGGUGCUCCACACUACUCUGUGCAAACAUUGUCACGCAAUGGCUAGAGCUGCCCCGUUCCCCGUUGCUUUGUUGUUGUGCCUUGCAUUGGCAUGUGGGGCUGAUGGGGCGCGGAAGACGGUUGGGGUCUACGAGCUCAAGAACAAGAAGGGAGAUUUCUCCAUCAAGGUCACCAACUGGGGAGCCACCCUCAUGUCUGUCAUCGUUCCUGACUCCAAAGGGAACCUGGCUGAUGUCGUCCUUGGGUAUGACACCCUUGCAGAAUACGUGGACGGUUCUUCUGCCUUCGGAACUGUGGUUGGACGAGUAGCCAACAGAAUCGCCAAUGGCAGCUUUGUUCUUGAUGGAAAAACCAUCCAUCUGAACAAAGACGGCACGACUGUACUUCACGGUGGCCACAGGGGGUUCAACAGAGUCAUCUGGACGGUGAAGGAGUACGUGCCCAGUGGUGACUCCCCAUACAUCACCCUCUACUACCGUAGCUUCAACGGGGAGCAAGGAUUCCCUGGCGACCUGGACGUGUACGUGACCUACCAGCUGUCCAGCCCGUACCACCUGAGCGCCCGGAUGAACGCGACGGCGCUGAACAAGGCGACGCCGGUGAACCUGGCGAACCACGCGUACUGGAACGUGGGCGGCCACGGCAGCGGCGACGUCCUGGGCCAGGUCAUCCAGGUGCUGGCGUCGCGGUACACGCCCGUGGACCGGUCCAUGAUCCCCACGGGCGAGGUCGCGCCGGUGUCCGGCACGCCCUACGACCUGCGCGCGCCGACGCCGCUGGGGUCCCGCGUCAGGCUCGUCUCCGGCGCCGGCAUGGCCGGGUUCGACAUCAACUACGCGGUGGACGGCUGGGACGGGGACGGCGGGCUCCGGAAGGUGGCCGCGGUGCGGGACCCCGCGUCGCGGCGGGCGCUGGAGCUGUGGGCGGACCAGCCCGGGGUGCAGCUCUACACCAGCAACUGGCUGAGCGGCGUGAAGGGCAAGGGCGGCGCGGUGUACGGGCAGUACGGCGCGGUGUGCCUGGAGACGCAGGGGUUCCCCGACGCCGUGAACCACCCCAACUUCCCCUCGCAGAUCGUCAGGCCUGGGCAGGUGUACAGGCACCACAUGGUCUUCAAGUUCUCGUUCUAGCGCCGAAGGAUCUUGCGUGUUGCGUUGCAAACUUGUAAUAAGGCCACUGUACCAGAACGUGGUGUCGUUGCUAGAGCUAGAAGCUUCUCGUGUAUGCUGCCGAAAAGAGCACGGACUUUGUUCGUCAGUACCAGUGUUUGUGAUCCU
Messenger RNA from Panicum hallii, 1300 nucleotides. RefSeq names its product aldose 1-epimerase-like. Gene Ontology annotation, biological process: glucose metabolic process; beta-D-galactose catabolic process via UDP-galactose, Leloir pathway. Gene Ontology annotation, molecular function: aldose 1-epimerase activity; carbohydrate binding. NCBI's taxonomy places the organism in Eukaryota, Viridiplantae, Streptophyta, Magnoliopsida, Poales, Poaceae. The transcript is spliced from 5 exons. The record is from RefSeq and is a predicted model, not a curated record. The coding region runs from base 62 to 1153 and encodes 363 amino acids.